AUUUGGUAUAACUGUUUAUCCACGAAUGUAAUUUCAGAGAUGACAUCUAACUACACGUUUGCAGCGCUGAAAGUAACGUCAUGGUUAGUACAUCCAUUCCUACUACUCUGCAUAGUCCUACUUCUGCUCUAUAAAUACCUUACCAGAAACUUCAACUACUGGCAAAAGCGAGCUGUACCAUUUCAUAAGCCCAUACCACUCUUUGGGAACUUUGCCGAUGUCAUGUUGUGGAAGACUUCCCCAUACGAAUGGCUGAAGAAACAAUACGAUUCCACUACUCAUCCAGUUUUAGGAAUAUACAUCUUAGAUGAUCCUUACUUGGUUAUAAACGAUCCUGAUUUGAUCCACUGUAUUUUGGUGAAGAAUUUCAGUAACUUCAGCGAUAGACAGAUCGCUGCACCUGUACAUGAUAAAUGCGUUGCCAAUCUCCUCUUUUUCCAAAAAGGACCAGAAUGGAAAGAAAGAAGAAGAAAACUGUCGCCGAUAUUCAGCACUGGAAAAAUCAAAUCAAUGUUGCCGACUCUCAAUGAAUGCGCCAGAGAUUUGUUGGAAUACUUGACCCGUCAAACUGGAGAUGUAGAGGCUAAAGAGAUGAUAGCCAGAUUCUCCACUGUUAUAGUAGCUAAAUACUUCUUUGGAUCUGACGUAGAUGCAUUCAAAGGUGACCCAGAUUUCAGAAAAUACGGAAGAGAAAUCUUCAAAUAUGAUUGGAGAAAUGCUGUGGUCCAGAGUAUUUUUCUUUUCAAACCCAAAUGGGUAGAUAUUUUCAAACUUCGAUUUGUCAAGCCGCACGCUGAAAAAUUCUUUCGCAAAGUUUUUUUAGACGCUAUGGAUUUGAGAAGACAAAAUUUGGUCGAAGUAGGCGAUCUGGUUGACCUGUUGAACGAAAUGGUAUCAAAAAGAGAAUGCUUUGGAGAUGAAGGAAUUGGGCAUGAGAAGAUUUUAAGUCCUGCAUUGCAGAUGUAUAUGGCGGGAUACGAAACUACCAGUUCAGCUGUAUCUUUUACUUUACUUGAAUUGGGUGUUGAUAUGGGUAUACAAAAUAGACUGAGAAAAGAGAUUAAAGACACAAUUGAAAAAUAUAAUGGAGUAACCUUUGAAGCAGUUCGCGAGAUGGAAUACUUGGAUAUGUGCCUCAGAGAGUCUCUACGGAAAUAUCCCCCACUUGGAUUUGUGGAUCGUAUCUGUAACCUCGACUUCAAAGUACCAGGAAUGGACUUAGUUAUAGAGAAAGGAAUCUGCGUUAUGGUGCCCAUAUUUGGUUUAUGUCGUGAUGAAAACUAUUUCCCUGAGCCAGACAAGUUCAUUCCAGAAAGAUUCUCUAAAGAAGGUAGAUCGGAUAACAAAAAUGUUUGGUUGCCAUUCGGCAAGGGUCCAAGAUAUUGUAUUGGAGAUAGAUUUGGAAUAAUGAUGUCCAAAUUGGCAUUGAUCCAUAUCCUCAAAAAUUUUGAAGUUCAGCUAUCUAUAAACACUGUAUAUCCUGUGGUGUUUGAUCCAAAGAGUUGGCUUACUCACCCCAAGGGUGGUCUACCGUUGAGAUUCAAGAAAAUCUAGUCAUAUUAUUAUCGUAGUCAUAAGAUAAUUAUAAUAACAAUAAUCAGACUUCAUUUUCAUGUUCGACAAAUUUCAUGCGUAUAUAUAGGAAUGGUCAUGAUGUGGUAAAAAUAAACAUAACAUACAUAUGAUAUAAGUAUACAAAAUAAAUGCAUGGCAAAAAUA
Phaedon cochleariae (mustard beetle) is the source of this 1719-nucleotide messenger RNA. The record is from the annotation of a GenBank genome assembly. NCBI's taxonomy places the organism in Eukaryota, Metazoa, Arthropoda, Insecta, Coleoptera, Chrysomelidae.